This is a messenger RNA of Penicillium robsamsonii, 1689 nucleotides long. RefSeq names its product acyl--CoA ligase. The transcript has 3 exons. Gene Ontology annotation, biological process: secondary metabolic process. Bases 1 to 1689 code for a protein of 562 amino acids. Gene Ontology annotation, molecular function: CoA-ligase activity. NCBI's taxonomy places the organism in Eukaryota, Fungi, Ascomycota, Eurotiomycetes, Eurotiales, Aspergillaceae. The record is from RefSeq and is a predicted model, not a curated record.
AUGCCAGUCUCCUCAUCCUACCCUUCGAUCGACAUCCCCAAUGUGGAUCUCUGGACCUUUCUAUUCGAACGCAAAGACAGAGAAUUCCCUGAUAACAAGGUUAUCUACCGUGAUGCCGACACCGGCCGUCAUUAUACCUACCAGACCUUGAAAGAUGCAGCACUCUCUUUCGGACAGGGGUUGAGGGAUAUCUACAAUUGGCAGAAAGGAGAUGUACUCGCCAUGUACACCCCCAAUAGUAUCGAUAUCCCGGUUGUGAUGUGGGGUACCCAUUGGGCUGGCGGAGUGAUCUCUCCGGCGAACCCUGCGUAUACAGUCCAGGAGCUUGCCUUUCAGUUGAAGAACGUCGGUGCCACCGCAUUGAUCACCCAGCUGUCUGAACUCAAAACCGCCAAACAAGCCUCUAAGCAGGCGGGGAUCCCUGAAUCUCGAAUAAUCCUUAUAGGCGACGAGCACGAUCCCGAUGGAAAGAUCAAGCACUUCACAUCUAUCUGCAGUACCUCGGGAACCUCACAAUACCGCCAGACUAACAUCAACCCCGAGAAAGAUCUUGCAUUUCUAGUCUAUUCUUCGGGAACCACUGGAAUGCCCAAGGGUGUUAUGCUAUCGCACAGAAAUAUUGUCGCCAACUCCUUGCAGCUGGCCGCUUCGGAAGGCGACCAGUUGUCUUGGAACGGCGGCCCUGACGGAAGAGGAGAUAGGGUAUUGGCCUUCCUUCCAUUUUUCCAUAUUUAUGGUUUGACAUGCCUCGUCCAUCAGACCCUGUAUCAGGGAUACGAGCUCUAUGUCAUGCAGAGGUUCGAUCUUGAGAAAUGGUGCUCCUAUGUGCAGAAGUAUCGCGUUACCUUUAGUUACAUUGUGCCUCCUAUCGUGCUACUACUAAGCAAGCAUCCGGUUGUCGACAAGUACGAUCUAUCAAGCCUUCGCAUGAUGAAUUCGGGAGCUGCGCCCCUCACAAAGGACCUCGUAGAGGCAGUGUAUAGCCGUCUCAAGGUUGGAGUCAAGCAGGGCUAUGGCCUUAGUGAGACUAGUCCUACCACUCACAGCCAGCCAUGGGAGGAGUGGCGUACAAGCAUCGGGUCUGUGGGCAAGAUGGUACCUAACAUGGAAGCUAUGUACAUGACUAUACCUGAAGACGGCUCGAAGCCCUGCGAGGUGCCUGUUGGCGAAGUGGGCGAACUAUAUCUACGUGGGCCCAACGUCUUCUGUGGAUAUCACGCCAACCCAACGGCCACAGCAGAAAUUCUCUCUCCAGACGGAUGGUUCCGCACGGGAGAUGUGGGAUACCAGGAUAAGAACAUGAAUUUCUAUAUCACGGACCGCGUCAAAGAACUCAUCAAGUAUAAGGGCUUCCAAGUGGCCCCUGCGGAGCUGGAGGGUAUACUGAUCGAUAACGAGGCUAUUGAUGAUGUCGCCGUCACCGGGAUUGAGAGUGAAGCCCACGGAAGUGAGGUGCCUGUUGCCUAUGUCGUGCGAAGUGCGAGGAGCAAGGGAUCCGGCAUCACUGAUGAACAAGAGGCUACCAAUAUUAUACAAUGGCUGGAUAGUAAAGUGGCAUAUCACAAAAGAAUACGUGGAGGCGUGCGGUUUGUAAAUACGAUUCCAAAGAGUGCUGCCGGCAAGAUCUUACGACGAGUGCUAAAGGCUCAAGCCAAGAUGACAACAGCUUCCCCCAAGGCCAAGCUGUGA